UUCAAUUUUUCGCAGAAGAUAGAGAAGACUUCACGGUCUGCCAUGGAAGGGUCAGGUUUGGUGGAGGCCAUGUUUCUGCCUCGCUAUGAGGUCAACCCGGACAACAAGAACGGCAUCAUGGCCAUCGAAAACAACCAGGCCCUGGUCCAGCACACCAGCUUUGCCUCCAUGUUGGGGAGGGUCAUAGGGCUGCUGCAGUACGUGGGGCUCAUCGGCAACAUCAUGGUCCUGUUCUUCUGUAUCCAGCGGGUCGCCCCCAGUAUGGGCCGGGCCGGGAUCAUCAACUUGGCCGUGGCAGACGUCUUGCAGUCAGCGGUCAACAUAGCGGUGCUAAUGCGCACUUCUCUGGUGCCCAACCCGGAGGAAAGUGAGCCCCUGUUCCACGCGCAGAAUUUCGGGUGCGACUUUCUGGCGUGGUUCCGUCUCUACACAGGGUCUUCUAGUAACCACUUCUCUACGGCUAUGGCUGUCAUACAGACUAUCGCCAUUGUCAAGGUGUCCAAAGGGGGUCAUCCUCGCCCCGCUAACUGGAAGGGCAUCACUUUCGGACUGGUGUGGCUGAUCAAUCUGGCAAUCACCCUCCCUCCGCUGGUGAAACUGUGGGGAGCCUUCACGUAUUUCCAGGACAUCGGCCACUGCUAUAUCAGCUUCGAUGCAGACGAUUCUAAAACUCAGCUAGAUUGGGGGUACAUUAUUUUCUUCAUGUUGACACAGUACAUUUGUCCAAUCGCUGUGCUCGUCGCCUGUUACGUCACAACCUUCUGCACCAUCUACUGUAACAGCCACAUGCGGACCCUCUCGCGCAAGCGCAGUGGGGUGGAGGAGGAGGAGGAGAACCAGGAUAGGUCCAUCAUGAUCAAGACCUUCUUCGCGCUGACGCUGUUCCAUUACACCAUGUACCUCCCCCUGGAGAUAAUCAGGAUCGGCGUGUUCUUCACCGAUGUGGGCGUGGCUAAUGACGUGCUGUACAUCACGACUCUCUUCUCGUACUUAUCGAACUGUAAGGCACCCAUGGUGUUACCCAUUGUCAGGAGGUACGAGUACCCCUCGUCCCUGACCGGUGGUUCGGUCCGCCAUCACAGCGUGGAGGUGUACGUCACGCCGGGCACAUCACGUGACGCUGAUGACGAGGCGUCGGUGGGAGCGGGUUCCCACACCAGUCCCGACCCGUCCCCGGCCCGCUCUAUGCCGAACGGCCGCGCCUCGCCUGUAGGGCCCACUUUCGUCAGGGAAGGGCGGCCGCCGAGUGCCCUGACGAACGGGGGGCCCGCCAUGACGCCGAUCCCGCGGGUCAACGCCAGAAAGAACCCGCUGCCCGAUUUGUGAUGUGUCCUUAUGUCCCUGUCACAUAACAAGAAAAAUCAAUGCAGUUUCUGAAGCAACUGGAUAUUAUUUCCA
Messenger RNA from Branchiostoma floridae (Florida lancelet), 1398 nucleotides. RefSeq lists its product as uncharacterized. Gene Ontology annotation, biological process: G protein-coupled receptor signaling pathway. Gene Ontology annotation, molecular function: G protein-coupled receptor activity. Gene Ontology annotation, cellular component: membrane. Lineage: Eukaryota; Metazoa; Chordata; Leptocardii; Amphioxiformes; Branchiostomatidae. The record is from RefSeq and is a predicted model, not a curated record. Bases 43 to 1326 code for a protein of 427 amino acids. The transcript is spliced from 5 exons.